This is a messenger RNA of Ochotona curzoniae (black-lipped pika), 823 nucleotides long. RefSeq names its product caspase recruitment domain family member 19 (gene CARD19). Lineage: Eukaryota; Metazoa; Chordata; Mammalia; Lagomorpha; Ochotonidae. Bases 84 to 635 code for a protein of 183 amino acids. The transcript is spliced from 6 exons. The record is from RefSeq and is a predicted model, not a curated record. Gene Ontology annotation, cellular component: mitochondrion.
CGGGCGGCGGUCACCGGAGGCCCAGCGGGCGGCUGACGGAGGGGCGGACAGCCGGGGCGGCGGGGCUGUGCCGCGUCGUCGCCAUGACAGAUCAGACCUACUGUGAUCGCCUGGUCCAGGAUGCGCCUUUCCUGAUGGGCUCUGGGCGCCUGAGCGAGCAGCAGGUGGACAGGAUCAUCCUGCAGCUCAACCGCUACUACCCGCAGAUCCUCACUGACAAGCAGGCGGAAAAGUUCCGGAACCCCAAGGCAUCCCUCCGCCUGCGGCUUUGUGACCUCCUGAGCCACCUGCAGCACAGUGGUGAGCGUGACUGCCAGGAGUUCUACCGUGCCCUGUACAUCCAUGCCCAGACACUGCACAGCCACCUGCCCAGCCGCCAGGCUCUGCAGAACUCAGAUUCCACAGAGCUUGACUGGGGCCACGAGAGCUACGAGCUGAGUGACAGGGGACCCAUGAGCUUCCUGGCAGGCUUGGGCCUGGCCACAGGCCUGGCGCUCCUCCUCUACUGCUGCCCACCAGAUUCCAAAGGGCUGCCGGGCGCCCGGCGCAUCCUCGGCUUCUCGCCCGUCAUCAUCGACAGGCACGUCAGCCGCUACCUGCUGGCCUUCCUGGCAGAUGACCUGGGGGGGUUCUGACGGACCCAGACUCAGGUCCUGAUGCCAGUCCCCACUCAUCACUCAACCAAAGAGGGCCCAGGCCACUUGCCCAGGGCCCAGUACUUCUUUUUCUAAAUGUGUAUUUUUCAUUAUUUAUAACUUGUUUAAGAAGCUUAUCACCUUUACCCUGUAAGGUGCUUAAUGUAUUAAAUGUUCAUGUUCUUUCA